GCUCCAAGCAAAGUAUCUGUGGGAGGUGGUCGGAACAUAGCUUUCAUCCGAACGUAGCUGGUGCUAAACUCCAACUUUAUGGAGGGGUUUGAACCGAAAAAGUAGUUUUCACCAAGAAAUGUAUCGCUGUUUUUGACACAGUGUGGUGAACCAAAUGGGUCAUUGCAGUGCCCACGUCCUUCUGUUCAUGCUGCUGAAGAUCGUGCAGACAUCAGCCGAAGAUGGUGUCAUGGAGUGCGCGUGUGAGGGCAGCAACUGCAUGGCAGAGCUGUGCCGCGGGGACCAGUGCUACACGUCCGUGACGCUGGGCGGGCCGGUGCCCACCUUCACCCGUGGCUGCCUGCGAGGCCUUGACAAGCCCCGCAUGACCUGCCAGACGGCGGCCAACUAUGUGGUGGAGUGCUGUGCCCUGCCCAUGUGUAACGCCAACACCAGCAGCGAGGCGCUUCUCGGUCAACUCUCCACAGCCCCUGAUGCCGAGCCGGUGCGCUACUGUGUGGAGACGCUGGUGCUGCUGGUGCUGGGCCCGGUGGUGGUGUUGGCGCUGCUCUCGCUGCUGUCGGUGCUGGUGUGCCGCCGGCUGCACCGUGGCCGUCUGGAGAGGCUGCGCGAGUACGACCCCGAGCAGGGCGCCAUCGACGGGCUCAUCGCCUCCAACGUGGGAGACAGCACGCUGGCGGAUCUGCUGGACCACUCGUGCACGUCAGGCAGUGGCUCGGGCCUGCCUUUCCUGGUGCAGAGGACGGUGGCGCGGCAGAUCAGCCUGGUGGAGUGUGUGGGUAAAGGGCGCUACGGAGAGGUAUGGCGGGGCCAGUGGCAGGGCGAGAAUGUGGCGGUAAAGAUCUUCUCCUCACGCGAUGAGAAGUCCUGGUUCCGCGAGACCGAGAUCUACAACACAGUCCUGCUGCGUCACGAGAACAUCUUGGGUUUCAUGGCGUCGGACAUGACCUCGCGGAACUCCAGCACACAGCUGUGGCUGAUCACGCACUACCACGAGCACGGCUCGCUGUACGACUACCUGGGCCGAGUCGCUGUGGAGAUGGCCGACGGGCUGAACAUGGCGGCAUCGGUGGCCAGCGGCCUGGUGCACCUGCACACCGAGAUCUUCGGCACCGAGGGCAAGCCGGCUAUUGCCCACCGCGACCUCAAGAGCAAGAACAUCCUGGUCAGGAAGGACCUACGUUGCUGCAUCGCCGACCUGGGUCUGGCGGUCACUCACUCUCAGUCAGACAAUCAGCUGGACGUGGGCAACAACCCUAAGGUGGGCACAAAGCGCUACAUGGCCCCCGAGGUGCUGGACGAGUCCAUCCAGACGGACUGCUUCGAUGCCUACAAGAGAGUGGACAUCUGGGCCUUUGGGCUGGUGCUGUGGGAGAUCGCCCGACGCACCAUCAGCAACGGUAUUGUGGAGGAGUACAAGCCUCCCUUCUAUGACCUGGUCCCUAAUGACCCCAGCUUCGACGACAUGCGGAAGGUGGUGUGUGUGGAGCAGCAGAGGCCCUUCAUCCCCAACCGCUGGUUCUCUGACCCGACGCUGUCUGCGCUGGUGAAGCUGAUGAAGGAGUGCUGGUAUCAGAACCCGUCGGCCCGCCUCACUGCCCUGCGCAUCAAAAAGACUCUGGACAAAAUCCACAGCACGCUGGAGAAGGGCAAGGCCGACUGCUGAGCCCACGUUGAGUUGAGCGGACCUGAGUGGAGCGGUGCGGAGCAGGAGGGUCGUCGGGGCCCCGCCAUCACACUGCUGUGCCCCCUUUCCCCACCCAUCACCAGUGGCAGAACAGACCCCCAUCCCCCCUCACACUGCACCACACUGCACACAGGAUCACGCAGCAUCAACUCAACCACCAGGAGAUCCAAGUUACAUUUCUCACAGGCUCCCCACAGACGAGCACUGGCGUUUCUGAAACACUGAUGCGCCAUGCAGGAGCCCACUGAACACCUAGCCGCCGUGGCUUCACGCCGCCUAGAGCAACUGAGAACUUUUGUGUUGUUGUUGUUUGUCUCUGAUUCCUAUUCUAAUUUCUUUGUGUCGUUGAGCUGGAGUUGUUUCGGAUGUUUUGUUCCUCCAUCUCCAUCCCCAGUUAUUCCCCCACGUUGCUCGGCUGCUGAGGUGGAACGGCCUCCACCCUCAGAGGCAGAGUCUGCCGGGAGAGUCUGAGGAGAGUUGUUGCCUUCAGAGACUCGCCAGAGGACACCUGCCCUCACUGGAAAACCAUGCUGUGCAUUCACACCGAUACAAGCCCGCCCCACCACCCAACCCCCCUUAAAAAGGACUUUAAAUGACUCAGCACUUUUUAACUCUACCAAAUAACAAGAUCAUCACAAUCACUGUUGAGCCUAGCCUUGAGAGGCCAUCUAAAGUAAAGAUGAUUGUGGUUCUUCACCAUGUACAACUUUUUUCCCUCUCCCGUACGACGCCCCCACCCCCCACCCUUACAUGCCCCAACACUGACUGAUGGAACUGAUGAAAGGCCCUGUGUCUUAAAGAGACAUGUUGGACUGGUUUAGUGUGGCAACUGACAUUGACCCGCCACCAUUUUGGCUCUAGCUGUGCAUUACUUUCACCACUGAGUGCAAAAGAAGCUGACUUGAGCAGAGAGGGCUCUUCACUUUUCUCCUGAUGACAAUCAAGUGCUGCUCAAUCAGACUUUUUGAUAUUGUAUUACUCUUAUGACAAAUCAUAUAGUUAUUGUAUUAUUAUUACUAAUUAAGUGUCUAGUGGGGCCUUUUGGACAAGUGAAAACACUGAACAUCACCACCUAGAGAACAACACUCAAAGGAACACGGAACAUCACCACCCAGAGAACAUCAAAGGAACACUGAGCAUAGGAAGAGCAUAUUUAUGUAUUCUGCUUUUUUUAAAAGUGUUAUAGUUGCUGAGUGGGAUUUAUGCGGAAGGAGAAUCCCACUGGUAGUAUUGCAGGGACAUGAUGAACAGCUUCUGUUUUGGCUAGUUUUUGUUGUUGUGCAAAUAGGUCUUUAAAAGAUGAUUAAUUCUAGUGCAGGAGUAGGAAAACCACUACAACCUUUGAACUGUGAAUGCAAAGUUACCCGAGUAGCAAUGCCUAGGGAAAUACUAGCAAGAUCUAUGUUAAGCAAGAAGAAAAAACACAUUUGCCCUGAGGCACAUAACUUGCAUGUGUUUGCAUUUUUAAUUUUUUUUUUAAAUAUGAAACACACCGGUGAAAUACUGACACACAUGCAUAGUUUCAAGAUGGUUUUAUAUAGGAAUUGGCCUGAUCCAGUGAGCCCCUGAACAUGUCCAAAUGAGAGUUGUUCGAUCAUGCAGUGUGCCCGAUCGAAAUGUGUAGUGCGAGUUACCAUGUCGUACGUGGCUGUGAAAAAAUCGUGCAGCGGCUGCCGGCUUAAGGGAGUAAGAGAGUGAGUUGAGCCCUGCCCAGCCCAGCCCAGCCCAGGAUAGCCCCUCUCUUAACCCUGUCUCUUCGCUAUGGACCUUUCGGCUGUAGAACAAGGCCACUGGGCCUAGCUUUAGCCAUACCACUCCACAGGAGGUCUGCAGCUAGCCCAUUAGUGACCAGCCAUGAUCACACCAAUAAUCAGCUCGGACAGAUCAGCUCCUGGCAUGAGGGCGUGUGGCUUUAACCUCACAAUCACCACCACUCAUGGAGUUACCCAUGGUCCCCAUCUGUAAUGGAGACUGACUACUGGGCUAAUGUCUGGCUAAUGGACAUGUGGACAGUGGGCCUGGAUGUCCAAGUCACAGAUUAGGAAACGGCUAAGGCUCUGGUGCCGCCUGCUGGUGUCACAGGAAUAGUGAAUAGACGGACUAGUGCUUCAGAACGCUUUAAAACAAUAUUCAUUUGAAAGGGAUGUCAUUCUGUCAGAGAUUUAGAAUGUACAGUUUUUUUUUUUUAACUAAUAGUUUACUAAGCCACACGUAAACAUUUAUAUACAUGGUUUAAAACUGGAGUGUUUGUCAAAACAAAUGUUCUAUCUUGUUUUAAUGCCAUAACAUUUUCCACCCACCAGUAACUACAGUAAAGUAAUGAUUUUUAUUACCCAAAUGGAUUUCAACACACCACAUAAAUAACCGAACUUGCUGGACAGAAAAAAGACCACAUUUGCAAGAAAUCAUAUGAGGUAUCUGAUGCUGGGUUAUGUGAAACACAAACUGUAUGUUGCCUUUCUACAAAACAAACAAUAAAUAUGUAGGACACUUAA
This is a messenger RNA of Alosa alosa (allis shad), 4182 nucleotides long. It is a transcript of the gene acvr1l, whose product is annotated as activin A receptor, type 1 like. Lineage: Eukaryota; Metazoa; Chordata; Actinopteri; Clupeiformes; Clupeidae. Gene Ontology annotation, biological process: dorsal/ventral pattern formation; protein phosphorylation; BMP signaling pathway. Gene Ontology annotation, cellular component: BMP receptor complex; plasma membrane. Gene Ontology annotation, molecular function: ATP binding; SMAD binding; transforming growth factor beta receptor activity, type I. The transcript has 10 exons. The record is from RefSeq and is a predicted model, not a curated record. The coding region runs from base 155 to 1666 and encodes 503 amino acids.